Lodderomyces beijingensis is the source of this 1698-nucleotide messenger RNA. The record is from the annotation of a GenBank genome assembly. NCBI's taxonomy places the organism in Eukaryota, Fungi, Ascomycota, Pichiomycetes, Serinales, Debaryomycetaceae.
AUGUUUGGUCUCGUUUGGUACAUUUUAUUAUGCAGCAGGGUGGUGUUUGCAAUCUCUGUUGAUCCGUUACCUCGGCCUCAUAACGUGACAUGGUUCGGCGAUAGCGCAAUUGUCCUUGACUUGGACGCAAUUGAAUUGAAAGAGUUGGAAGGUGGGGAGGGCAUUAGCAAUAGCUUGGUCCAGGGAGCGUUCGAGAGAGCCGUCGCUGACAUCAAAACCGUUAAAUGGUCGCCAUACUUGUACCUGAACGUCACGUCACAUUGUCCCGAGUCAAAAGCGCAGGCUCCGAAUGUCGUCACCGUGGCUAUUGCAGACUAUGACGCUGAUUUGCAAUUCGGGGUCGACGAGUCCUACGAGCUCCACAUUGACGAAGGUGGGAUCAACAUCUCCAGUGAGACCAUUUGGGGUACGUUGCAUGCACUAACUACACUACAGCAAAUGGUAGUUUACCAAUGCGGUCAAUACUUCGUAGAACAGUAUGUGCAUAUUCAAGACUACCCGCUCUUCAAACACCGCGGGCUCAUGGUCGACUCAGCUCGGAAUUUUCUACCAGUAAACAAGAUCAUGGAGCAGAUAGAGCUCAUGGCACUUUCCAAGAUGAACACCUUACAUUGGCAUUUGGUGGAUUCGCAGAGCUGGCCGGUGGAGAUCGCGAGCCACCCCGAGAUGACUCAAGAUGCUUAUUCCGCGAGAGAGGUGUAUACGCAGAAAGACGUGCUCAACGUAGUGAACUUUGCCAGGUCGCGUGGGGUGCGAUUGGUUCCCGAGAUCGACAUGCCCGGACACGCUCGAGCCGGAUGGAGAAAAGUCGACCCUGAUAUCGUGGAAUGUGCCGAUGUGUUCUGGACUGACGCUGCCGUUGAGCCUCCGCCGGGCCAAUUGAACAUCAUGAACAACGAGACGUAUUUCGUCAUUGGCGACGUUUACCACGAGUUGAGCAAUCUCUUCCACGACCACUACUUCCACGUGGGCAACGACGAGCUUCAGAAAGAUUGCUACCCGAACUCAUGGUACGACAAUGCAACCUUGAGCGAUAUCACACAGCAUUACAUUGAUCGCGCAUUGCCGAUAUACAACUCCGUCCCAGGGAGACAAUUGGUGAUGUGGGACGACGUGUUGUUGUCCGAUGGCGCGGUCGAGUCCUUACCGAGCAACGUGACGCUCCAGACCUGGCACGAAGUAUCGGGUGUCAAGAACUUGACUCUGCGCGGAUACAACGUGAUUGUGUCGCUGUCGGACCACCUCUACCUCGACUGCGGCUACGGCGGAUUCUUGACCAACGACUGGCGGUACAUUGACGCGUCGCAAAAUGUCGAGUUCAAUACCUGCAAGGGAGGUAGUUGGUGCGGUCCGUAUAAAACAUGGCAGAGGAUCUACACGUUUGAUUUUUUGAGCAACUUGACUCAGAGCGAGCAAGAGCUCGUUGUUGGUGCAGAGGCGGUCUUGUGGUCGGAGCAAGUUGACUUUGCCGUGUUGACAGGUAAGAUCUGGCCACGGGCCUCGGCGUUGGGAGAGUCGCUUUGGAGUGGCAAUAAGAACGAAAAGGGGGAGUUCCGGUUGUACGAGAUGUCGACGCGUAUAGUGCAGUUUCGAGAGUAUAUGGUCUCGUUGGGUUUUGCUGUUUCGCCGUUGGUGCCGAGAUUCUGUUUGUUUAAUCCCCACGCGUGCGAUGCAGAAAAACCACCAAAUCACGUAUAG